Messenger RNA from Cololabis saira (Pacific saury), 3075 nucleotides. It is a transcript of the gene hyal3, whose product is annotated as hyaluronidase 3. The transcript has 7 exons. Bases 163 to 1506 code for a protein of 447 amino acids. Gene Ontology annotation, molecular function: hyalurononglucosaminidase activity. Gene Ontology annotation, biological process: carbohydrate metabolic process; hyaluronan catabolic process. Gene Ontology annotation, cellular component: acrosomal vesicle. The record is from RefSeq and is a predicted model, not a curated record. NCBI's taxonomy places the organism in Eukaryota, Metazoa, Chordata, Actinopteri, Beloniformes, Belonidae.
UAUUAGGGAAGAGGAGUUUUGCCUCUUCAAUGUGAUAAUUAGUCAACUACCAGUUUCCUGUUGCAAGACAGACUGGUAUGUUGGGGCUGUGUAGCUCAUAUCUGUUUGACAGCCAGCCUCAUCCUUUCUCCUUCGGAAGGACACAUCAGCAGGUGAGCAGCCAUGGUGCUGGCUCACCUUCCUCUCCUCCUCCUCCUCCUCCUCACGUCUCAGUCCCGCUGCAAGUCCUGGUUGGAGAAUCCCAGCCAUCCAGGUGUCUCUGUCAGUAAGACCCGGUCCAGUGUGGCUGCGGCGGGUCCAGUCCUGCAGGACCAGCCCUUCGUCGUGGUGUGGAACAUGCCCACAGCAAACUGUGAGAAACGGCACGACAUCCAGCUGGAUCUGGAGGACUUUGAUAUUGUGGUGAACAGAAAGCAGCGCUUCCAGGGAGAGCAAAUGACUAUCUUCUAUCGAGACCGCCUGGGGAGAUAUCCAUACAUCUCCCACGAUGGCAGGAUGGUGAACGGAGGAAUCCCUCAGCUCGGAGACCUCGCUGGUCACCUGUCCGACACGGUGACGCAGCUGUCCACCUCGCUGCAGCCAGACUUCGCUGGUGUAGGCGUCGUUGACUGGGAGGAGUGGAACCCACUGUGGGGGAACAACUAUGGAUCCAAGAUAGAGUACCGGAGACUGUCUAAGAUGCUGGUAAGGCAGGAGAGGCCGGAUCUGCUGGAGAAGGCUGUCAGAUUGUUGGCAAGGCAACAGUUUGAGAAGAGCGCUGAGAUGUUUAUGAAGGAGACACUGCGGGUCGCAGUCAGACUUCGUCCCAGUGGAUUCUGGGGGUUUUACGGCUUUCCCUAUUGCUAUAAUAAAUACAAGAGAAAGACAGAUAAAAGCUACAUGGGGCGUUGCCACAAGGGAACUAAGCAGAAGAAUGACCAGCUGUCCUGGCUGUGGACUCAGUCCACGGCUCUAUUCCCCAGCAUCUACCUGCCACCGAGGUUAGCGGGGUCUGAAGACGCAGCUCUGAUGGUCAGAUACAGACUGCUGGAAUCUUUGAGAGUGGCCUCACUUUGGCGUCAUGGCAACAAGACCAGACCAACACCUGUUCUUCCUUAUGCCAGGCUGGCAUUCACCCACACCCUCGACUUUCUCAAUAAGACAGACCUGGAGCACACACUCGGAGAGAGCGCAUCAGUGGGAACAGCAGGAGUCGUUCUGUGGGGAGAGCUCAAAUUUGCCAAAUCUAAGAAACAGUGUGUCAUUCUCAAAAACUACAUUCGCAACAUCCUGGGUCCCUUCAUUCAGUCACUGAGGUCUGACACAAAGCGCUGCAGCCUCCAACUUUGCCAUGGCAACGGCCGCUGCGCGAGGAAAAACCAUGGCUGUUCUCACAGGCUGUCCUCAGCUCCUGCUCUCACCUAUUACUCCACCAAAUACUUUCACAAGCACUUCCUGUGUCAGUGCUUCCCCGGCUGGACUGGACAGGACUGUCGUGAGAAGGACGAGAGAGUUCUGGAUGAUUGACCCAGACCCUCCCGUCAGUCAGUGUCCAGGUUACAAACACCAAGUAUACUUGCUUAUUUGUAAGGCAUCCAGAUCUCUGAAGUCCCACCUGUAAUUUUAAAGAUAACAGAAGUAAUUUGGUGAAAAUAAAAUAUUUGAAAAUUCCUAAAGUCCUUCAAACUUUGAUUCUAGAUUACAAAAAGACAAAUAGAUUUUACAUCUCUCUGAGUGCAAAGUCUUUACCACUUGAAAGCUUAUAAAUUUCAACCACAUUUCUAAAAAAAAAAGGUGGGACGCUGUGGAAGAUGUUAGCGAACAAUUAAAACAAUUUUUGAUCAGUCAGAAAACAGGACAAUUUUCUCAUUUAACUUGUCCUUUUUAAAAGGUUUGGUAGGCGAUUCUUCUAGAUUUCUAACCCAGAACACGUUUUGUCACAUCGUCAGUGAAUAUCUCCUGGCCAUCUGCGGGUUGUCCAUCUCAUGAGUAGACUCUUAAAACAAACCAGAACCCUGUUGAACAAAGGUAGAACCCCCGAGAUACGGGACAUGUCAUUGACAUUUCCUGAGUUCAUCCUGGUUUCGGCUGCUGCACAGACACCAAGUCAGGAUGACAAGGUGCAGUUAUGUAAAAACGUUUCAAAAAGCUGCUCUUAUUAAGUUUAAGACUCAGCCUGGUGGAUAAAUAGAGGACAGAUUGAAUGUGCAAUAGGGUGUAAUUUUUCCUUAUACUUGAAGAACUUACUUUAAAAAAAACUAAAACUUAUUACUGUAGAUAUCAGACACCGGAAUUUCAUCUUAAAAAAAAAAAAAUAGAAGUGCCCUAAAAGUAGCGACAUGGAAAAAUACUAUGCCUGUUAAGGUAAUUACAUAAUUCCAUACAUAUGACAGCAAUAAAUUACAUACAGCAUUUAUUACCUUUUGUUGAGAUUUUCUUCAUUACCAACCAUAUAUAGAAACAUCCCACUUGCAGUAAAAAGAAACAGAAAAAAAUAUGGAUACUAAAGUGGAUUAUCUGUUGUGUAGAUUACGACGGUCCCUUCAUCAGCAACAGAGCCACCAGGGAGACUAUCGGAAACAUGGUGUUGAGAAUCUGUCUCCAGCGUCCUUGCUGCCAUCUAAUGGCUGGUAACGUGAGGAUCUGAAGUCAUUUGUAACUGUUUUCCAGUUAAAAUCAUUUUUAAUGUUCAUGUAUUAUUGAAAUUUGGAUUCUAAAUGUAUAUUUUAUACAAUGAUUGAAGAGAAACUGUUUUGGACUGAUAUAAUUAAUGGUUUUUGAAUACAAAAUUGCUUUGUGACAUAGAAAAUAUGAAAAUGCCGUAUAUUAUAAUUUAUGGAAAAUAACAUGUCCACAACUACAAAUCUUUGCAUCAAAAAUGCAACUUCAGUGUAUUUUUCACCUCAUUUAACAUUAACGUAGAAAGCUUGAAACUUAGUUCAGAUACUAAAGCUACAAAAACUUAAUCAGUCAUAAAAAAAAAUCUCAUCUUAAUGCGUUUGUUUGUCCCAUCUUUUAUUUUGUGUUUUCUUUGUACCAUGGAAGGUUUUACUUACCCUGUUUUCACUUUCAUGAUACAAAAACAAUAAUAUGAAA